This is a messenger RNA of Cokeromyces recurvatus, 1627 nucleotides long. RefSeq names its product Alpha/Beta hydrolase protein. The coding region runs from base 6 to 1406 and encodes 466 amino acids. NCBI's taxonomy places the organism in Eukaryota, Fungi, Mucoromycota, Mucoromycetes, Mucorales, Mucoraceae. Gene Ontology annotation, cellular component: fungal-type vacuole. The transcript is spliced from 7 exons. The record is from RefSeq and is a predicted model, not a curated record. Gene Ontology annotation, biological process: proteolysis. Gene Ontology annotation, molecular function: serine-type carboxypeptidase activity.
UUAUAAUGUACAUUAAAUCCUUUUUACUCGUGUUGUUCUUUAUGAUAAAUAGGAAUACUUGCUUUACUCCUAUAAAACGCUCUAAACUACAUGAAAGUUUUCCCGAGUAUUCACUUAGAUACACGUAUCCUACACUCUGCAAUACAACUUCUAAACAAACGUCAGGUUAUUUUGAAUUACCAGAUGGAAAGAACUUUUUCUUUUGGUUCUUUGAAUCUUCUAAAGAUUAUCCAUUAGUUUUAUGGUUAAAUGGAGGACCUGGUUGCUCUUCCAUGCUAGGUUUAUUAAUGGGAAUAGGACCAUGCUAUGUCAACAAUCAAGGAAAUGAACUUGUAUCAAAUCCUUAUGCAUGGACAAAUAAAGCAAAUAUCAUUUAUCUUGAUCAACCUAUUGACUCUGGCUAUUCUUAUCAUAAUAAUCAUUCAUUUCAUGUUGUAGAUACUCAAACUGCUUCUAUAGAUGUUUAUGUAUUUUUACAGUUAUUUUUUAGAGAAUUUUCAGAAUUUGCUAAAUCGGAUUUCCAUAUAGCUGGUGAAUCAUAUGCGGGCCAUUAUUUACCAGCUAUUGCAACUACAAUAAAUGAAGAAAACCUAAAAGAAAAUCAUUAUCAUCCUUCAAUUCAAUUAAAAAGUCUUAUGAUAGGUAAUGGAUUGACUGACCCGCUUAUUCAAUAUCAAUACUAUAAACCAAUGGUAUGUACCCCUUCGUCUUAUGGACCACCCCUAAUAUCCUCCUCUAAAAAAUGUCAAGAGUUAGAAUCUCAACAAAUUGUAUGUCAAAAUUGGAUUAAAAAAUGUUAUAAACAACACCAACAACAUGAAGUGACCACAGAAAUGUGUAAAAUAGCUUCUAAUAUUUGUAAUAGCUUUCUUGUAAAGCCUAUUAUUGAUUCUACAACAUUAAAUAUGUAUGAUAUACGUCGACAAUGUGAAGCUGGGCCCUUAUGUUACAAUUAUUCUUCUGCCAUUGAAAAGUAUCUUAAUCGCUUGGAAACAAAAUCCAUGUUAGGCGUAAAUGCAACCCGUAAAUUUGAAAUAUGUAGUAAUACAGUAAACGCUAAUUUUUAUAGCACUGGGGAUUGGAUGAGACCCUAUUCUGUUCAACAAAUAAUAACUCUUUUAGAUCAAGGUGUGAAAGUAUUGGCCUAUGCUGGAGAUGCAGAUUUAUUAUGUAAUUGGAUGGGUAUUGACGCAUGGACCUUCGAACUUGAAUGGUAUGGGAAAGAAAAUUUUCAAGCACAACAAGAGAUCUUUUGGAAGAUCAAUGAUAAUGAAACGGUAGGAACAUUAAGAAAGUACAAUGAAUUGACUUUUCUACGUUUGUUUAAUGCUGGACAUAUGGCCUAUUAUGACCAACCUAAAAUCGCUUUGGAAAUGUUUUCUCAGUGGAUUUCUGAUAGUUUAUAACAGACGUUAUCAAUAUUAUUGUAUUCAUUUUAAUAAUAUAUAAAUCUAUUACAAGUCAUAUUUUUAUGUAACGCAUAUAGAUAUGUAUAUAUAUAUAUAUAUAUAUUAUUAACAAUAUAAACAAGAUAUAAUCUAUAUAAUGAAUAAGAUUAGUUAAGGGAGGAUAAAGUGGGAAAUAUAAAGUAUUAAUUAAUUUUACAUGAUACAAUAUUUAGUAUAUA